AUGGCUGAAGUAAAAGUAGCUCCCCGCGGAACAUUGGAAGGACACGGCGACUGGGUCACCUCCCUCGCUACCACCCCUGAAGAUCCCAACCUUUUGUUGUCUUCUUCCCGUGACAAGAGUGUCAUUGUCUGGCAAUUGACUCACUCCAACACUUCCUCUGAUUACGGCUUUGCCCGCCGUGCUCUUCGCGGACACUCUCACUUUGUGAGUGAUGUUGUCAUCUCCAGUGAUGGACAAUUCGCCCUCUCUGCUUCUUGGGACGCUGAAUUGCGUCUUUGGGAUAUUAGCACCGGAAAGACCACCCGUCGUUUCGUUGGUCACGAGAAGGAUGUUCUUUCGGUUGCCUUUUCUGCUGACAAUCGUCAAAUUGUUUCUGGAUCUCGUGAUGGAACCAUUCGUCUUUGGAACACUCUUGGAGAAUGCAAGUUCAAGAUCUCUGGUGACCAAAGUGAAGGCCACACCGAGUGGGUUUCUUGCGUCCGUUUCUCUCCUUCCCAAUCUGUUCCCCUUAUUGUUUCCGCUGGAUGGGACAGACUUGUCAAGGUCUGGAACUUGACCAACUGCAAGCUUCGCAACGACCUCAUCGGACACACUGGAUACCUAAACACUGUCUGUGUCUCCCCCGAUGGUUCCUUGGCCGCGUCUGGCGGUAAGGACAACACUGCUAUGCUUUGGGACUUGAACGAGGGCAAGAGAUUGUACAGCCUUGAUGCCGGUCAAAUCAUCAACGGACUUGUCUUUUCUCCCAACCGUUACUGGUUGUGCGCUGCCACUGACGACUCUAUCAAGAUCUGGGAUUUGGAAUCCAAGGUCGUCGUGGAUACCCUUCGCCCCGAAGAACCUGAACACGGAAGUAUGCCAGCAUGCACUUGCUUGGCUUGGUCUGCUGAUGGUCUUAUGCUUUUCGCUGGAUACUCUGACAACCUCAUCCGUGUCUACUCUGUCUCCUAA
Cylindrotheca closterium is the source of this 951-nucleotide messenger RNA. Lineage: Eukaryota; Bacillariophyta; Bacillariophyceae; Bacillariales; Bacillariaceae. The record is from the annotation of a GenBank genome assembly.